Hippocampus comes (tiger tail seahorse) is the source of this 3668-nucleotide messenger RNA. It is a transcript of the gene angpt2b, whose product is annotated as angiopoietin 2b. The coding region runs from base 253 to 1767 and encodes 504 amino acids. The transcript has 9 exons. NCBI's taxonomy places the organism in Eukaryota, Metazoa, Chordata, Actinopteri, Syngnathiformes, Syngnathidae. The record is from RefSeq and is a predicted model, not a curated record.
UGGAUUGAAUCAUCAUCGGCGGUCGUAAAACUGUGCUAGAUCUGUGUUUGUCCCCACCACAAGGAAAAGUAGGGGCAGGAAAUAAGCAGGGAAGGAUACCAUCUGGAUGGAAGAGCAACCAGAGGAGAAGAGAAGAGCAGAAGAGACACAAGAAAUCGAGCCGAAGGGCAUUUUAAAUAAAGAAGCAGAACCAUGUCUGACACGUGUGCUCUCUGAAGAGGACCCUCCGCUUUCCCUCUCCUCUGACCCGAGAUGGGACGCAUGCUGGGCUUGACGCUGGCCUACCUGGCCCACCUGGCGGCUUGCACGUUGGGUUCGGAGCGGCAGCAGCACCAGGUGCAGCACGGCCCUUGCAGCUACACUUUCAUCCUUCCUGAGAUGGAACAUUGCCAGCGCCAGAAAAACUUGGAGGUCUCGAACACCCUCCAGGGGGACUCCCCAGCUCAGGUCAAAUCGGCCGCGAGUCAAACCACCCUCGGCAGGACCCAGAAGAACAGGUCCUCUCGGCAGGAAAUUAAGCUGGAGAGUCUGGAAAGUGCGACUGAGAAUAAUACCCUGUGGCUGCAGAAGCUGGAGAACUUCAUCCAGGAGAAUGUUCGCUCAGGCAUGGAGGAACUAAAACGAACCGCCGUGCACACCCAGACAGCCGCCAUGCUAGAGAUGGGGACCAACCUCCUCAGUCAAUCAGCGGAGCAGACUCGCAAACUGACUGAUGUUGAAACUCAGGUAUUAAACCAGACGAGUCGCCUGGAGAUCCAGCUGCUGGAGUACUCCCUUUUUGCCAGUCGCCUGGAGAAGCGUAUCCUCCUGCAGACUCAAGAGAUCGCACGCCUCAGUGACAAAAACAGUUUUCUCGAAGAGAGACUCUCGGCACUGGAGGCUCGUUACGGCACGGAGGUGCAGGGCUUGCAAAGUGAAAAGCAGCAGUUGUGGGAACUGAUGCAACGGCAGGGCCGGCUGGUCGGCCAGCUCCAGGGCGAAUUGGGCAGCGCAACCCUCAACAACACGCUGCUGCAAAGGCAGCAAGCUCAGCUCGCAGACAGAGUUGAGCAGCUACUAGCUUUGGUCAACCACUGCAACGAAAUCUCCCAUAUGCCCAGACAGGAGCCACCUCGCUUCAGGGAUUGUGCAGAGAUUCGACAUUCUGGAGAAACAGCGAGUGGGGUAUACAGCAUACGCCUCACAAACUCCACCCGCUCCAUCAAGGUUUUCUGUGACAUGGAGACCAGAGGUGGAGGAUGGACCGUGUUCCAACAUCGCAGGAAUGGCUCCGUCGAUUUCCAUCGCGGAUGGAAGGACUACAAAUUGGGAUUUGGAGAGCCUUCGGGGGAACACUGGCUGGGAAAUGACAUUGUCCAUAAAAUGACCAGAUCUGGGGAAUACAGCCUGCAUGUCCGGUUGAAGGACAGAGACGGCAAUGAGGCCUACUCGCACUAUCAACGCUUUUACAUCGAGGGAGAGGAGCGCAACUACAGCCUUCACGUUGAGGGCUUCAGCGGGACGGCUGGACGGACCAACAGCAUGGCCCACAGCGGCACCCAGUUCAGCACCAAGGACAGAGAUAAUGACCGUUGCACCUGCAAGUGUGCACAGUUGGCAUCUGGAGGUUGGUGGUUUGAGGCUUGCGGACCAUCCAACCUGAAUGGUGUGUACUACCCCAGCUCAUCCAGUGUGGUUCGCUACAACGGCAUUAAGUGGUACUAUUGGAAAGGACCAAAUCUGAGGGUGACCAUGGCAACCAUGAUGGUGCGUCCAGCAAACUUCUAAUGGCUGUUUAUUUUCGGUCAGACUUUCCUCAUCCAUCGUGGACACCACAGUAUUUGAGAACCCGAUUCGAGUUAGAAUCGGUGGCAGUGGAUCCAUUGUGAAUCGAUGCCCCGUCAAAAGAAGGUUUGAAAUUUCCAAUCCAUGCCACAAUAUGGCAGCAAAGUAUUCCUCUGGCCCGAAUUAAACUCCUCAACUCACUUCAACAAAUGCAGACCUGAAGAUCGGAAAUAUAUUCGAUGCCAGUGAGGACUUGACUCGACUUGAUUUUUAAUCAAAUAUAAUCACACAUUUUGAAAACGAUUUGUUUUUCGAUUUAGUUUUAACAUUUUACAAUAUGACAACCAUGCACUUACUUCAGAUUGUCACUGAAACAAGGACAACCAUAACAAAUGACUUUGCCCUUCCAAAGUGAAGCAUUCACAUUCUUCCCUGUCCUGACUCUCAUGAAAUAUUCAUUUCUGAGUGAUUUUGCUCAUCAAAGCAUAUUAUACAUCCUUACCAGGGGUGGUUUAUUUUCGAAAUGCAUUUGCUAUAACGUCUUGGGACAACUAAAAAGAACAGAGCAUGUGCAUUUUCUGUUGUCACGGCAACCUCACACUUGACUUGCACGGCUGUUUGGAGAAAUGAUCCAGGAGCGCCCGUCCCUGCAGUUCCUAUUAGCGUGCAAAUGUUUGCCACCUGCAUCCGCCGUGUACACUGAGCGUGUUCUCUGAGCGGCAUCUGGCAAUUUAAUGCGACUGGACACAGCUUGUUUCGCCGAGUGGACUGGAGAUCAUUUUUAAUUCCUUAUUUUCCCCAAGAAAAGAACACCUAUUUGCUGAUCAUGUCAAAAUAUGUGUUCCGCACAGUAAAUUCUUCCGUUCUCUGCAAAUUGCCUUUUCUUUGUGAGGCUUCACUGAACCUGUGAAGGACUCAACCAGCCUUAACUGUCUUUGAUUUACUCCUCCAUUAGGAAAAAUGCAGGACACGCUCAGCACAGUCGAAUUGCUCUGUACAAUGAAGCGCUAUUAAAUUGCCGGUGCGGCGUAUUAACAUACAACGUGAGCAUAAAUAUCCGAUAAAAUCACACCGUUAUAUAGAAAAAUGGAUGCGGCGCACAUCAUCACAUACGGAUGUUACGGUCGCACCGACGGUGACAACACACAUAUACACCGCCACGUACACAGCGCUAAGACCAAGUGACGGUGUUGCUUUGUUAGUUUAUUAGAGCCUCCAAGGGACUGGACAGGCUAUAGAUCACAACGGGGCAAUGCCGGGAAUGAAUCCAUCAAAGCGACUUUAAUAAAGUCGGGAUUUGGCCGACUGGCUCAACAGAUGAAAUGUUUACGUUCGGGUCCAGUGAAGAAGACCAAACUCCCGACUUUUCCCGGUGCCCGUUUAUCAGAUUUGAAGGAGAGGCAAAAGUGAAGCAAGCGGUGCGUCGCAAUGUCAACCACUCUUUCCUCAUGAUGUGGAACACAAGGCGGCCACAAUGGAUGUGGCGAAAAUGUUCAAGAGAGUCACUGCUAGAAGUGCCCUGCGCACGGCAUUCGGCUUCAAGGCGCACCCUAAAUGCGUGAUGAGAUUAAGAGAUGAACUUACUUUGACCGUCGCUAUACUGCAGCUGUUCAAUGUUUCAAUACUUUUUGCACCAGUUGCUGUUUUCUAACAGGGGGCUGAACAGCAAAAUUCAAACGGAUGUUCAUUUCCAGGUCCAAUUAGAAUUGAUGUUUAAACGGUCCUCUUUAUCACGCUAAAUGGCAGGGGCCCGUUAUUUAUCUGUACUUGUGGAUACCGAUGCCAGCGUUUUGAAUUUGACGUAUGGGGACACUAACGUUAACACUUUUUAGGAACACCCCAAAUUAUUUCUGAUGUAUAUUUACUGAUCCAACCAAAUUUGACACAUUAGCUGUGAUGAUGUA